ACGCCAUUCCGCGUCGGUUUUCGUAUUGUCUGGGGCUUUUCAUUGUGAAAUCGCAGCCGAUAAAUAUUUGGAAUUCUACACUGGACGGUGGUUAAGUGAGACUGGACUUUCCGGGCCACUUUGUGUAACUGCAUGUGGUUGGAUUUGUUCUUCUGCAAUUUAAACGGCGACGUGUGGUGGAGUUUUUCGGCAUCCAUGUUGAAAACAAGGUCGUGUGGGAAAAAAGGGGGAGUGUGGGCAAUGCAGUGAAGAGAGGCUCCGAGGGAUGAGAUGUCCUGCAGGCGGCUGACAGUGCAGAUUGCCUUCUCUGUCUCCUGCGCCCACCACAGCAUCCCACUGUCCUGCAGAACAGACGGAUGCAAAUGUGUCCCAAAUGUGUUGGAGAUGCACAGAAGUGGAAUCAGCCUGUUCAAAACUCUAUAUUGUGCUAUUCUUGAUAUUUAAUAAUUGUUGGUUGCAAUUAUCCUUUAGUUCCUAAUCGUUUUGGAAGUACAUAAUAAUUAAUUUAAUAAAAAACCUGUCGAUUAAUAUUUUCAAAUUAAUCUCGAAGCCCAAGUAAACAUUGUUGGUGUCAAAACAACGCUGCUGAAGACGGAGAUUAAUGCAGAUGUCCAUCACCUUAUCAAAGAGCCUGUUUAAUGUCUAAUUUGUUGCCAGGGGAAAUAUUUAAACAUGGUACUUUUAACAAUAUUAGACAGAUUUAUUUAUGAAUUUAAAAAAGCAGCUAAUGCACAGAUAUUAAAUCCAUCAGACCUGCUACCACCUGCUAUCCAGAGACUGGAUCUAGGUGGAGCCAGGCAGAAUUACAGCUGUUUCUGAUCAUAUGUUAAAAAAGUAAAUAAUUACCAUAGUCGGUUUUAUCACUGUUAGAUAAAUAAUAAACCAUAGUUUUACCAAACCACGUGCAAAGUUCCAGCAUUUUAACCUAAUAGUUUUCUACCUAAAUCUGCUUUGCACAAGUGUUUAAAACAAAUAAAUUUACUUUGGUUUUAUCCAUAUAGCACCAAUUCACAGAGCACUUUACUAAACAGCCUUAAGAAAUUACAGUAUGAUAUAGAAUUAUAGUACAUGAAAUAAAAAAACAAUAAUUACUUUCUAAGGGAGUCACGACUCAGCAACGUGACGUCCCUGUGUGUUUUGGUUGAAGCAACAUAAAGCGAAACCAAAUGCAACAAAAAGAAGGGGGUAACCGGAAACUGCUGUCAAAAUAAAGACUAUUUCUCAAAACUACAGAGAAUCUGCGGAUGUAUUUCGUGUUUGAUCUUAAUAUAAUAAUCUGUUUUAUUUGUUUUUGCGUCAUGCAUUUGAAACAAACUUCCAGACCACUAUUCAUUUCCAACCUUCGCGUACACGUUUGUACCUAAUUUAUGUUUUUGUGUUAAAUAGUUCAAUCUUGUUUUGAAGUUGUAAGCACACGUCCGGCUUCACCUUCUCUAUUCUGUCCUGACUCCGUCCGCCCGCUCCUAAAGGGGCGUCUCUUUGACGCAUCGUAUCGUAGGUGACUCCUGGAUUGAGGCUCAGGUCUGUGCAGACAGGUCCGGAGCCGGACAGUCGGGAUCGGGUCUUGACUCCACACUUCCAGACAUGUUCACGGGGAUGCGGGCGGAGAACCGAGGGGGGUCCGGGGUCCUGGAUGCUGCAGCUCUGAGGCAGCAAAGGAGGCUGAAACAGACGGUCCAGUUCCUCCAUAAAGAUUCGGCCGACCUGCUUCCUCUGGACGGGCUGAAGAAGCUCGGGACGUCCAAACAGGGGCAGCCACAUCACAUCCUGCAGAAGCGGCAGCUGGAGGCAAAGCUGUGCCGAGGACAGAUGAACAUGUGCACUGUAACGAGCAACGGAGGUGUGCUGCUGAACAGCACUCAUUUAAACGUGCACGAGGACGAGGAUGAGGACGACUUCAUCUUCGUGCCCUGCAGAUGUUUAGGGCGGGAAGUGAAUGUGUUGAUCGACACAGGCUGCAAACUGAACCUGAUGUCCUCAGCGACUGUGGACAAACUAGGCUUGAAGGGGCUGGUGGAGGAGAACAAAGCGGAGGCAGAGGGUUUUCCACUGCUGCGCAGCAUCUGUGUUGACGGUCACAUCAAGGAGCUCGGCCUAGUCAUUGGACAAGUUCGGACAAUUUGCUCGUUUGCCAUAGUGGAAAGUAACAGGCCUCUGAUGUCACUGGGCAACAAGACACUGAAGUCACUCAAGAGCGUCAUUGACACUGAAAAGAAGAUGUUGGUGUUUGGGGCACACGUGAGGGAGCAAGUUCACUUCACCAGAAACCCCCUCCGUGAAAGCAGCUCUGACGUCAGGGACCUGGGACACUGACCUUCCCUCCACCAACACAUAUACACAGCAAUAAUCAUAUUCACUGAUACAACUCGAUGCCUCGUUGGGGAACGUCUGACUUCUCACUUUCUCUCUGCCUUCAAGAGUCGGACGGAUGAGCAGCUGCUCCACAAACCUUAUGUAGCACCAGUGUGGUCUCAUAGUAGCGUCACUGAAAGACUCCGGUAGAACAGUGGUUUUACACUUAGAUUAGUACGGUUCCACAGACAUCUGCUGUAAAUGUAGGAUAGUUGUAGAGAACAAAACCUUUUUACUCCAUGUGUAGUUAGUGUAGUAGAUAAAGCAGCUGUAUUUUAUAUGUAUUUUCUAGUCUGUAUUUGCAUUGAAGUCACUGCCUUUAAAUGUUUACACAAUGAUGGUGACGCCAGUGUUUUAACACGUGACUGUAGCAAAGCAGCUCUGAACGUCAAAUAAAAUCCCAAAUGAUGUGAA
Betta splendens (Siamese fighting fish) is the source of this 2766-nucleotide messenger RNA. RefSeq names its product nuclear receptor-interacting protein 3-like. The transcript has 7 exons. Gene Ontology annotation, biological process: proteolysis. The record is from RefSeq and is a predicted model, not a curated record. The coding region runs from base 1585 to 2313 and encodes 242 amino acids. Gene Ontology annotation, molecular function: aspartic-type endopeptidase activity. Lineage: Eukaryota; Metazoa; Chordata; Actinopteri; Anabantiformes; Osphronemidae.